UCCAGUGAGUUCCAAGACUAGCGCUCAGCAGCAGAGAGAGUUCCCAAGCGAACAGAGCGGCUCCUCUUCGUUCCAGACGCAGUCCGUUUGCUUUUCUCCACAGAAAUGGCCUCCACCUUCAACCCCCGAGAAUGCAAACUGUCCAAAGAAGAAGGGCAAAACUAUGGCUUCUUCCUGCGAAUCGAGAAGGACACGGAGGGCCACCUGGUCCGGGUGACUGAGAAGGGCAGCCCUGCGGAGAAGGCUGGCCUGCAGGAUGGAGACCGCGUUCUCAGGAUCAACGGGGUCUUCGUGGACAAGGAAGAGCAUAUGCAGGUGGUGGAUCUGGUGAGAAAGAGUGGGAAUGCAGUGACUUUACUAGUUCUGGAUGGGGAUUCCUAUGAGAAAGCUGUGAAAAAACAGGUGGAUUUGAAAGAGUUGGGUCAGAGUCGGCAGGAGGCGGAUUUGCGUGACGAGGACGCGGCCCCUGUGAUGAAUGGAGCAGUGGAGACCUGGACCCAGCCGCGCCUCUGCUACCUGGUGAAGCAGGGGAACAGCUACGGCUUCUCCCUGAAAACCGUCCAAGGUAGAAAGGGCGUGUACAUGACUGAUAUCAUCCCUCAAAGCGUGGCUAUGAAGGCUGGCGUCCUGGCUGAUGACCACUUGAUUGAAGUGAACGGAGAGAACGUAGAAGAUGCCAGUCACGAGGAGGUGGUUGAAAAGGUGAAGAAGUCAGGAAACCGUAUCAUGUUCCUUCUGGUGGACAAAGAAACUGAGAAACGGCACAGCGAGCAGAAGAUGGAGUUCAGGAGAGAAGCGGCCAGUUUGAAGCUGCUGCCCCACCAGCCCCGCGUUGUGGAGAUGAAGAAGGGAAGCAGUGGCUAUGGUUUCUAUCUGAAGGCAGGCCCAGAACAGAGAGGACAAAUCAUCAAGGACAUAGAUUCUGGAAGUCCAGCAGAGGCAGCUGGCUUGAAGAACAAUGACCUGGUAAUUGCUGUCAACGGCAAGUCUGUGGAAGCCCUUGAUCAUGACGGUGUGGUGGAAGUGAUUAAAAAGGGUGGAGAUCAGACUUCACUGCUGGUGGUGGACAAAGAGGCGGACAGCAUGUAUAGACUGGCUCAUCUUUCUCCAUUCCUCUACUAUCAAAGUCAAGAACUGCCCAAUGGUUCUGUCAAAGAGGUUGCAGCUCCUACCCCUGUUCCUCCGGAGGUCUCAAGUCCAGAUCCUACAGAGGAAGCAGAUCAUAAGCCUAAACUCUGCAGGCUGGAUAAAGGGGAAAAUGGCUAUGGCUUUCACUUAAAUGCGAUCCGGGGCCUGCCAGGCUCAUUCGUCAAAGAGGUACAGAAGGGCAGCCCUGCUGACUCGGCUGGGUUGGAGGAUGAGGAUGUCAUCAUUGAAGUGAAUGGGGUGAACGUGCUGGAUGAACCCUAUGAGAAGGUGGUGGACAGAAUCCAAAGCAGUGGUGAAAAUGUCACACUAUUAGUCUGUGGAAAGAAGGCCUAUGAAUAUUUCCAAGCUAAGAAAAUCCCUAUUGUUUCCUCCAUGGCUCUUCCAUUGGCUAUACCUCCAGAUUCCCAAGGAGUGUUGGCGGAAUUGGAGUACAACUUGCACGAGGCAAAAGAACGAGCGCACAGUACAGCUUCAAAUUCUUCUUCCAAUUCUGAAGAUACCAAGCUGUAAUGAGAACAGAUUAUGGCUUUGGCUGAUAGCUGUUUCUGGAUAUUUAAUAAUCCUUUAAGGAACGAGCUGCCACCUGUCUAUUGUCUGUUAGAGAACUCCUCUGGGAACCACUCAUCGCAUCGGAUUGUCUUCUGCUCUCAUUUGUCUGAGGGGCUGCUAUUGCAGAUGGCUUAUUUAUGGGUAACUUAGGAAGAAUUAUGGCAGGAGCCAGAUUCUUUUUAUGUGAUCUCUUCCCAGCUUCAACUUAACUUCCUUUCUUUGUAUGAUGAUAUCUCUUACCUUUACGAGUUGCUCGAGCACCAAAGAUGAUUUGUAAAUCUGUGAGAACUGCUAAUUAAGAUAUCUAAGGUAUCUAAGUCCAGUACAAUUAUGCUUUUGUAACAAUGUUGUGGUUACUAGAAUAAAUACUAUUAAAGAUGC
Molecule: messenger RNA, 2079 nt
Organism: Lepus europaeus (European hare)
Lineage: Eukaryota; Metazoa; Chordata; Mammalia; Lagomorpha; Leporidae
Gene: PDZK1
Product: PDZ domain containing 1
Exons: 9
Coding region: 106-1659 (517 amino acids)
Biological process (GO): protein localization to plasma membrane
Cellular component (GO): apical plasma membrane
Molecular function (GO): signaling receptor binding; protein-membrane adaptor activity
Source: RefSeq, a predicted model, not a curated record